AUGGCUGCGGAAGCACCCACAGUGGCUAACGUUGUCAGCCUGCAAAUUUCUCUUCCUCAAAUGCUCGAUCUUGCUCUCGGAACGCCGGAGGUUGGCGUGGUUAACUUUAACAUUCUUCAUAAUUUCCUCCACGUCUUGUUGCAACAAAUAAAUUUACAAGCUACCAAAGUGGAAUACCGCGACGAAAACGCGGAUCGUAUUAAAACGAUGGUCCAGUCCUUGAAACUGGGACCUACUCUUUACCUUCAGGAAUACAACAUUACCAAUGGUACUGGUAAAGUAUCGCAACGAAUUCGAGAAGAUGCGGACGUUACAAUAUUUACAGAAGAUAUCCAACCCUCUGCGGAGGAAGAUUUAAAAGUGACGAAAGGGGUAAAGCAAGAAAUAGGUCCUGAAAAGGAAAGCGAACCUCAGACGGUCAUUUUCGUGGAACCUGUCGUAAAUGGUUCUCCUCCUACAGCUUUAGCAUUUAAGGAACUCCAACAAUCUGUGAAACAGUUACAACAGCAGUUUCAAGCUCUGGAGGACUUAUCUACGACUCCGGAAAUAGUCGAACGUUUAAAUGGCAGAAACGGAAGUCCUGUCGCAGAUGUGUGGCAAUUCAUAAAUAUCAAUAAGAGAUUAGACGCGAGCGAACAAGGUAUCGAGAAGCUCACGACAAUGGUAGAAGAUGUGAUUAAAGGCGAUAUGGGUGUAAUUGCAACAGCAGACAUGUCGUUGAUUAACACAAGAUUGGGUGAACUCGAAGAGAAAGUUGCAAAGAUGGAGCUGAAGCUCACCGAUUUGCAAACGAUUACCAAUAUUUUACUUGAAGAUAUAUCGCCAACUGCUGAUAAUCAUAUAACAGCAGCAGCAGAAACCGCAGAAACAGCAACGGAAGCCACAGAAGCCGCAGCGGCAGCAGAGAUCGUAACCGAUAAAGACACCGUAUCAUCCCCUGUAAAAGAAGAAACGGCAAAGGAAAUUUCUAAACCAGCAGCUGACAAAAUUACGACAGUCAGCAAAAUUGCUGCUCGAUUGACAAUUCCGGAAAUACGCCAAGAUGUCGCUACAUUGAAAGUGGAUGUAGCUAAGAUACAACAGGAGAUGCAAGAUCUUAACGAAAAAAUUGCACAAAUAGUUAAAGAUAAAGAGAGAGUAGUUGAAGAGAGUGAUGCUGCGAAAUUGGAGCAGUGCCUAGAAGCUGUGAAAAACGUGGAGACGACGCAUAGCAAAAUCAUGAACGAUAUUACUCAACGCGUGAUUGCAUUGGAGAAAGAAAUUGAGCAUUUGUCAGAAAAAGUGAACGUUAUGCAAGCAACGGAUAAAACAGAUGACAUUGAUAUUGAUAUUAAUGAACUUGUUACAAAAAUACAAGGAAUAGAAACGGAUAUGGAAAGAAUCGGAGAAACGAUAGACAAACUGUUCGAUGAUAAAGAGAAAAAAGAAACGCGCAUUAAUACAUUGCUGGAACAAAUAGAACUUCUAAAAACUGUUAAAGCAGACAAGGAAGAUCUCGAAGAUGCUUUGGCUGAUAAAGCGGACACUCAAACCGUUAACAGAAAAGUAUCACACGAUCAAUUCGACGCUGCCUGUGACGAUCUCUCGCGUGGUCUCGAAGAGGCGAUUGAUAAAUUGACUAAGCAAGAAUCGAUUUGGCAACAAGCGCUUGACGAAGUGCAGAAUGAAAUUGCGGCCAAGGUGGAUAAAAUCGAGAUGACGCCGUUGAAGGAUUUCAUGAAUAAGAAAUUGAAGUCGCUUCAAGAAAAGCUGAAAAUCAUGGCCGAGGCGAGGCGCGAGAUCGAGGCGGCUGGAACAAAGAAGCUGCUCAGAGAUGUUCAGUGUAUAUCCUGCGACAAGGACGUCGUGAUGAAAACAGAGGAAACCGGCAGAUUUCGUGCCGAACCGUUGCCUUGUACCGUCAGUAUGAAGCCUUAUCUCACAUAUCAGUUGGAUCAAGUUAGGAAGCAACAGAGAAAAUUGCCUCACAGCAGAAAUAUGAUCCAAUUUGAGGCGGCAAUGCAGGAGGAGGCCAAGAAAAUAAAAGCAGCAAAGGAAGAGAUGCUCGCAAGAACACCCAGAGAUCAUUUCUGCAACCGAUAUUGCGGCGGGAGUCACACAGUCAUGACUCCUCAUCAAAAGGUUAUGCGGGUAGAACAUUUUUUAACCCAAUGGGGACCCCAGACAGUACAAUUAACAGACGGUUUAAUAAAGGGGAAAGACGGUAAGAUGUAUCGUAGCCGAUUAUUGCCGGAUAAGCUGGACGUCUGCGGACCGGCUUGCUGGGAAAGUCAAAUUAGCGAGGAAACUCGAUCCUCGGUUUCUCAGGAACAUGCGCCACUUACUUCGACGUCGGUUCGUAGGUCUUCGCCAAUUCAACGAAAUAACACUGGAAAUGAAAGAUAUAAUGCAAGAAAACCAUUGAAGGAACCGAGGAUGUUUGAACUGGCGGAAAAACCGAUUGUAGAAGCGAGCCAAAUGACACUGCCACAAAAAAUUGUCGACGAACGCCCGAUAUUUAUCCCAGCUGGACUUCAAGAUGAGAUCGUGCUAUACGAAACUAACAAAGCGAUAGAGGGAGAAUAAAUGAUAGAAUACACUUAGUAAAAGAAAAAUUAUAUGAUCGAAAUCCAUUUAUAUAUUAAUAAUUUUAGAUACUUUUUUUGGAAUGAU
Formica exsecta is the source of this 2652-nucleotide messenger RNA. RefSeq names its product glutamine-rich protein 2-like. The transcript has 15 exons. NCBI's taxonomy places the organism in Eukaryota, Metazoa, Arthropoda, Insecta, Hymenoptera, Formicidae. The record is from RefSeq and is a predicted model, not a curated record. The coding region runs from base 1 to 2565 and encodes 854 amino acids.